Prunus persica (peach) is the source of this 644-nucleotide messenger RNA. RefSeq names its product basic form of pathogenesis-related protein 1. Bases 150 to 644 code for a protein of 164 amino acids. NCBI's taxonomy places the organism in Eukaryota, Viridiplantae, Streptophyta, Magnoliopsida, Rosales, Rosaceae. The record is from RefSeq and is a predicted model, not a curated record. The transcript has a single exon. Gene Ontology annotation, cellular component: extracellular region.
UUUAUUUUCUAACCAAAUCCAAGGAAUGUCACAGACAGCAAUUAAUUCUGAGAUCUUCUUCUUUACAGUUCAAAUUGCCUUAACUCUCUAUAAAUUUGCCCUAAGAUCAACCUCUAAUACAUCGAUCCAAGCCUUGCACAGAGAUACAAAUGGGAGCUAUCAAUAAGCUUUUAUUAGGCAUAUUCUCCAUAGCCCUAAUCUUAAACACCCAUGCCUCUCAAGCCAGACCCAACAAAGAACCCCACCAGGACUUCAUAGAUGAACACAACAGAGCUCGAGCUGAGGUUGGUGUUGGUCCAAUCAAAUGGAACGACACUGUUGCAGCCUACGCCCAGAAGUAUGCGGAUUCGAAGAUUGAGACGUGUGAAAUGGUGCACUCACAGGGCCCAUAUGGUGAGAACUUGGCUGAAGGCUAUGGAGAAAUGACCGGCGGGCAGGCUGUGAAGUUUUGGGUGACUGAGAAGCCCAACUACGACUAUGCCUCCAACACAUGCGUUGGUGAUGUCUGUGGUCACUACACUCAGGUGGUUUGGCGCAAUUCGACUCAUGUGGGUUGUGCUAGGGCUAUGUGCAAGAAUGGCUGGAUGUUUGUGAUUUGUAGUUAUUAUCCUCCUGGAAAUUAUAUAGGAGAGCGUCCUUACUAG